CGGAGCAGGCAGCUCCUGGCAGCUGCGCCUCCACUCCCUGCUGCGCCAGCCCAGCGCCCAGCACGCCGGCUCCCUCCCUCGGGCCGCAUGGACGCACGGGCUCUGGGGGCGGCCAUGGGGGGCGGCCCGGGGCUGCUGGCCCUGGCACUGGUGGUGAGCGGGGCGGUGGGCGCGGGGCCCGGCUAUGAGGCCUACGGGCGGUUCUCGGCCAAGGCGCCGCAGUGCGUGGACAUCCCGGGCGACCUGCAGCUGUGCCACGACGUGGGCUACACGCGCAUGCGGCUGCCCAACCUGCUGGAGCACGACUCGCUGGCCGAGGUGAAGCAGCAGGCGGGCAGCUGGGUGCCGCUGCUAGCCAAGCGCUGCCACUCGGACACACAGCUCUUCCUCUGCGCCCUCUUCGCGCCCGUCUGCCUGGAGCGGCCCAUCUACCCCUGCCGCUCACUCUGCGAGGUCGUGCGUGACGCCUGCGCCCCCGUCAUGGAGUCCUACGGCUUCCCCUGGCCCGACAUGCUGCACUGCGCCCAGUUCCCCCCCGACCACGGCCUCUGCAUCGCCGUGCAGUUCGGCCACGGCCAGGUCACCGCACCCCCAGUGCCCCGGCUGUGCCCGCAGUGCGAGGUGGAGCACAAGGCGGAUGGCAUGAUGGAGCAGAUGUGCUCCAGUGACUUUGUGGUGAAGCUGCGCAUCAAGGAGGUGGUGCAGGAGGGCACGGAGCGGCGGCUGGUGGCGGCGCCGAAGAAGAAAGUGCUGAAGCUGGGCCCGCUGCAGCGCAAGGACACGCGGCGCAUGGUGCUGCACAUGCGCAACGCGGGCGCCUGCCCCUGCCCCCAGCUCGACCACCUGGGCGGCAGCUUCCUGGUGCUGGGCCGCAAGGCUGGCGGGCGCCUGCUGCUGCUCGCCAUCUACCGCUGGCAGAAGCGCGACCCUGAGGUCAAGUUCGCCGUCAAGUUCAUGUUCUCCUACCCCUGCCCUCUCUACCACCCGCUGCUGCUGCACAGCGCCCAGCACCGCUGACCCCCCACCCUGUGCCACCAGCCUGCCCUGGGCCUGCACCCCCCUCUCCACACCCCAACUCCCAGA
Molecule: messenger RNA, 1083 nt
Organism: Gavialis gangeticus (Gharial)
Lineage: Eukaryota; Metazoa; Chordata; Crocodylia; Gavialidae
Gene: SFRP5
Product: secreted frizzled related protein 5
Exons: 3
Coding region: 88-1017 (309 amino acids)
Biological process (GO): canonical Wnt signaling pathway; negative regulation of canonical Wnt signaling pathway; non-canonical Wnt signaling pathway
Molecular function (GO): Wnt-protein binding
Source: RefSeq, a predicted model, not a curated record